Molecule: messenger RNA, 1764 nt
Organism: Aspergillus homomorphus CBS 101889
Lineage: Eukaryota; Fungi; Ascomycota; Eurotiomycetes; Eurotiales; Aspergillaceae
Product: GMC family oxidoreductase
Exons: 7
Coding region: 1-1764 (587 amino acids)
Molecular function (GO): flavin adenine dinucleotide binding; oxidoreductase activity, acting on CH-OH group of donors
Source: RefSeq, a predicted model, not a curated record
AUGACCGUUCCUAGCGUGGAUAGCUUUGACUUUGUGGUUAUCGGCGGAGGUACUGCCGGCAACGUGGUGGCCGGUCGACUGGCCGAGAACCACGACGUCAAGAUUCUGGUGAUCGAAGCGGGUAUCGCCAACCCACAAGACAUCGAGAACAUCACCACUCCGGCGGGCGCUUUUGAUUUGCGCGGCAGUAAGCAUGACUGGGCCUACAAGUCCACCAUGAUCAAGAAGCCUUCCUACGAGCGCGUCGAGAAACCCAACACGCGAGGCAAGGUACUCGGGGGAAGUAGCUGCUUGAACUAUUACACCUGGGUCCCAGGUAGCAAGGGCACCUUCGACGCAUGGGCCGAGUACGGCGGUCCGUCGUGGACAUGGAACGGAUGCAAGGAAUACUUCAGCAAGCCAGCAACAUACCACGAUGACGACAACUUGUACCCCAACGAGCUGGCGAAGAUCGGCCGUGACGGACCGGUGCACGUCUCGCACGCGGACCUAGUCCCCGAGCUACGUCCCUUCCGCGACGCACUGACCGCAGCUUGGACGAGCAAGGGCCAUCCGAUCAGCGAGGACAUCUAUUCUGGUAAGAUGGAGGGGCUCACCCACUGCGUUAACAGUAUCUAUAAGGGGGAGCGGUCCUCCAGCGGCGCGUACCUAACCGGCAAGGAUAACGUGGCCAUCCUGCACUCGUCCAUCGCUAAGAAGAUCAACUUCGACGGUGACACCGCGGUGAGUGUUACCGUGCUGGGACCCGACGGGUUGGAGGUCAUCAUCGAGGCGAAAAGGGAGGUAAUCGUUGCGUGUGGAGUCUUCGAGACCCCCAAGCUGCUGCUGCUGUCCGGCAUCGGACCCAAGGAGGAACUCGCCCGCCAUGGUAUCGAGCCUGUGGUCCAUUCGGAGCAUGUGGGUCAGAACCUCCUCGACCACCCGAUCAUGCCGCACGUCUUCCGUCUGAAAACAGGCAUGGGCCUUGACAGCCAUCUGCUCCGCGCUGGACCGGCGCAUACGGCCGCUGUGCAGAAGUACCGGGAGAGCAGACAGGGCCCGUACAGUAGUGGACUGCUGGAGAUGGUCGCCCUGCCUCGGAUUGAUGACCGUCUAGAGAGAUUCAAGGAGUAUCGGGAGGCCAAGGCGCAGAACGGCGGCAAGGAUCCAUUCGGUCCUGAGGGGCAGCCGCAUUUCGAGAUUGAUUUUGUGCCAAUGUUCUCCGACGCAUUCCAAUGGCACUUCCCCGUGCCUACGGAGGGUGACUGGUUGACUGUCAUCGUCGACCUUCUUCGCCCCCUCUCCCGGAACGGCGAGGUGAAGCUGAACUCCACCGACCCCCGCGACCAGCCGUACAUCAACCUCAACUUCUUCUCGAACGAGCUGGACAUCAUCGCGCUCAGAGAAGGCGUGCGCUUUGUCGAUGAGAUUCUAAUGCAAGGCGAGGGCAUGAAGGAUGUGAUCGGGGAGGACUACCCAUGGCCUAUGCCGCGACACUCGGACGAGGCGAUGAAGAAGAUGGUUCUCGAGCAUUCGCAGACUGGAUACCAUCCCUGCGGCACAGCCCGGCUUUCCAAGUCCAUUGAACAGGGUGUGGUGGACUCGGAAUUGCGGGUGCAUGGUGUCAAGAGCCUUCGCGUGAUUGAUGCGUCUAUCAUUCCCCUUAUCCCGGAUUGUCGGAUUCAGAACGCGGUGUACAUGAUUGGAGAGAAGGGUGCGGAUAUGAUCAAGGCUACGUAUCCGAGUUUCUACCAGUGUGAGAUGACGACGCAGUAUUAUGGUUAA